AUGUGAGGCGCACUGAAGACCUCCCGCGUGGACAGUGAAGUGAGAGUGAGUGAAGACCAUAGACUGUCUGAGGACUGGAGACUGUUCGGAGCAGACUCUGACAGACCUGAGACAGUCAGGAUGAGGACAGCAGCAGGGGCAUGGAGCCACAGCGGACCCUGAUACUUCUGUAGAGAGGAUCUCACUUUGUUAUAUCUGGGAUCUGCACCACUACACGCACACACAUCCUCCCUGCAGCUGAACUCAAUGCUGACUCCUUGGUGAGGGUCAGAAAAUGAACGCCUCCUCCUGCUGGGAUCCUGAGGUCACCAUGUACAAGCAGAGCGACAGAUUUGACCUCAAUGCCAGCUGUGACUGGACAUCAGUGGACGCAGCGCUGCGGCUGCCUACCUUUUCUACAGCGGCCAAAGUCAGAGUGAUCAUUACCUUCAUCCUGUGUGGCGUUUCCACUUUCUGCAAUUCAGCUGUGCUGUGGGCAGCCAAUGGCCACAAACGCAAAUCCCACGUCAGGGUGUUGAUAAUCAACCUGACUGCAGCCGAUCUCUUGGUUACCUUCAUUGUGAUGCCUGUGGAUGCCGUGUGGAACAUCACCGUGCAGUGGUUGGCUGGCGACCUGGCCUGCAGAUUCUUGAUGUUCCUCAAACUGCAGGCCAUGUACUCCUGUGCCUUUGUCACAGUGGUGAUUAGUCUGGACAGACAAUAUGCCAUCCUCAAACCUCUGUCCAUUAGCAUGGCCCGCAAAAGAAACAGGGUCAUGUUGACAGUGGCAUGGACUAUGAGCACCUUAUUCUCAAUCCCUCAGAUGUUCAUUUUCCACAAUGUGACCAUCACAUAUCCAGCCAACUUUACUCAGUGCACCACGAGGGGCAGCUUCGUCACUCACUGGCAGGAAACUGCCUACAACAUGUUCACCUUCUGCUGCCUCUUCCUGCUGCCACUGGUCAUAAUGAUCAUCUGCUACACAAGGAUCUUCAUCCAGAUCUCCAAGAGGAUGACGAAAAAGAGCUUGUCCUCCAAUGAGCCACAUCUACGCUGUUCAAAGAACAACAUCCCCAAAGCGCGAAUGAGAACUCUGAAAAUGAGCAUCGUCAUCGUGAUCUGCUUCAUCGUCUGCUGGACGCCGUACUACCUACUGGGUCUGUGGUACUGGUUCUUCCCAGAUGACCUGAAGGGGAAAGUCUCUGACUCCCUCACCCACAUCCUGUUCAUCUUUGGCCUUUUCAACGCCUGCCUGGACCCCAUCAUAUACGGUCUGUUCACCAUACGCUUCCGCAAGGGGCUGAGACGCAGCCACCACAAUGCCGCGGCGAUGUCAGACAAGGAAACUACCACAGUGAUAACAGAUGCUCUGAACUGUACUGCUGUCACUUUGCUGUGUAAAAGAGGGAUGAUCACUGGUCAGGUCAGUAAGUGUGAACAGGCUGAUGCAAAAUCCACUGACUCCAGUUGUCUGACUGUGUUCAGUCAAGGAAAGGGAGGACAAUCGGGCCACUUCAGAUCUGAGAGCACGAUGUGAUGAAGAGAAAAAACAGAACCCUGAACUAUACAUAAUAUACUGGUUGUCUCUUUACUGGAUAUAUUCAUUAUAUAUUCAUUUAUAUAUACAUUCACUUCAACACCUAACAUGCAUGAGUAAGUCUGAAAACAUAAUGUAACGUUCACUGUGUAGAGUAAUGUCUUCAUGUGUCUUUGUUGGGAGGCACCUGAGGCUACCCAUCUUAUUUUAAGAUUAUACUGUAUAAGAGCUUUUUGUCUGGAGCUCUUUAAUGGUUUGUGUGUUGCGUAACUUGUUCACUAUAUACAAUGUAGAUUCCCUGUUACACAACAGUGAUUUUACACACUGCAUACUGGUCUUUUUGAUGGUCUCAAAUGACUGUUGAGGUUACAGAGGUUGUGAUCAAACCUGAUUAAUAAUCCAUCCCCUUGUUUUAAUCUCAUUCCAAAUUUUAAUACACAUUAAUUUUACUGACAGACCUGAGAUGUGACAUACACUAUGUAACUACAGUCAGGAUUUGUUUUAGCUGACGAUAUUGAGGUGAGCUUGUAUUAAUGAUGGUGGGCAGAGGAUAGCGAACGGGUGUAGUCGUCUAUCUAGCUAUUAUUCUACAAUAACAGCAUCUCUCAUCUAUUGAAGUGUCGCAAUAUGCCACAACAGAGGGACAGCAAGCCUGCCUGCAUGGUACCAGGACCCAUUUAUGCUAAUUUUAAACAUGAAACAAACCCUCAGCCUCCAUCCAAAUGCACUUAUGCUUAUUAAAGUUGGACAUUUCAUUUUUCACAUCUAGACCAUAUUGGACCUCAUCUUUUAAAGAACAAACAUGUUUGGAUCUUCUCUCUGCAUUAGAAAGAUUUGAUUCAUCACAUCAAAAUAUCU
This is a messenger RNA of Hippoglossus stenolepis (Pacific halibut), 2374 nucleotides long. Its product is annotated as putative gonadotropin-releasing hormone II receptor. The record is from RefSeq and is a predicted model, not a curated record. The transcript has 4 exons. Gene Ontology annotation, cellular component: membrane. Gene Ontology annotation, molecular function: peptide binding; gonadotropin-releasing hormone receptor activity. Gene Ontology annotation, biological process: G protein-coupled receptor signaling pathway. NCBI's taxonomy places the organism in Eukaryota, Metazoa, Chordata, Actinopteri, Pleuronectiformes, Pleuronectidae. The coding region runs from base 275 to 1516 and encodes 413 amino acids.